Molecule: messenger RNA, 1107 nt
Organism: Dioszegia hungarica
Lineage: Eukaryota; Fungi; Basidiomycota; Tremellomycetes; Tremellales; Bulleribasidiaceae
Exons: 2
Coding region: 1-1107 (368 amino acids)
Source: RefSeq, a predicted model, not a curated record
AUGGGAGACUACGAUAUUGGCAAGCGCCUGUGCGUCAGAUACACCCCAGCACAAAUCUCGUCAUCGGGCGACAAAGCCGGGGAAAGCAGCGAGAUCGAUCUUAAACUCGAAAUCCUGCACGCCUAUAGCCCUUUUACCCUUUCGGUCGUCCUCCAAGUCCGCAUCCACAGUCCAACGUGCUCCCCCCUUCCUCCAUCCCUACCUUCCAUCUGCGUCGUCAAGAUCUACGACCGGCGGUACGAUACCAAUACUCGACACCGGUUCGACAAGGACCGGCCGUAUUCGGCGGCGAAAGAGGCCGCGUAUCAGCGGUAUCUGCUGGAGCCGCGGGAUGCAUCAGAGGAGGAGAAGAGUAUAGGACAACUGGGAAGGGAAGGAGAUGACGGCGGGAUAGAGGCGUGUCUCGAGGAGGCUUCUCAGCGGUUCUUUGUGGACGAGAGGCGGGCGUAUGAGGAUAUGCGCGAGGUCCAGGGCACGCACAUCCCGAAGCUCUACGGGUCGAUACGGUAUACGUCGUCCAACACAUUCGGCGGACUGGGUGGCGCAGACAGCUUCCCACCCUUUGUCGCCAACGGUCUCAUACUUGAAUACUUCCCUGCCAUCACUCUCAAAGAGUUCCUCGAUGCAGCCCUUCUCACCAAUCCUCCGUUGUACGCGGUCAUCUCAGCGGUCUGCGAUCAAGCAGUCGCGGUCAUGGAUCGGCUCGAUGGGUUCAGCGUACUCAAUCGGGAUGCGAGACUGGAGAACGUGCUAGUGGUCUCUUGUCCGGCGGCGAACAGCGAUACCCCUCAUACCUCUUCGUCCUCUCCUACCUUCCCCUCCCCAACUUAUCGACUCGUCGCGAUCGACUUCGCCUGCACCCGGCUGCGACACGCCGACGAGACGGACGAGCAAUGGCGCCGGGCGAAGCAAUCCAUGGAUGAGAGGGGUGCAGUAGGCCUCGUUGCUCAAGCUCAUCUGGGCAGGCAGGCGGGGGCGAUAGGCGAGACGGUCGAUACAGCGCGGCUUUGGCGGUACAGUAAGAGUGCAAGAUGGAAACGCACCCUUACACCGAAGGAGCGCGCGGCCUACGAGGAGGACCCUGAGUGGGGACUAUACGGGUAUUAG